AUGGCAGUUAAACAUUUGGAAUCUCAAGGGAGGCUUACAAAGGAUAAGAAAAAGAAGGAGGAAAAAAAUCCUCGAAACAUUCAGGAAGGUGGAGGUAAAUAUCCCUUUGCUCAACGCUAUCAAAAAAAUCCCUCGGGAAAAGGAAAAUUCCUCAAGGAAUUGUGUACUAGCAAGAGGAGGUUAAUAGGUAACAAAAAAGUAAAUGUAGGAGAAAAUGUCUCCGCAGUACUGCAAAAGAAAGUUCCGCCCAAAUACAAUGACCAAUGUGUGUUUGCUAUUUCCUGUGAGAUAGGUAAUGUAGGCAUUAAGAAAGCCAUGUGUGAUUUAGGGGCUUCCAUUAAUGUUAUGCCUUAUUCUAUUUAUAAGUUGAUUAACGCGGGUCCUUUGAAAAAGACAGGAGUAAUAAUCCAAUUGGCGGAUAGGUCAGUCAUCUAUCCCGAAGGGUUGCUUGAAGACGUUCUUGUUAAAGAUAACGAAUUAGUUUUCCCUGUAGAUUUCUACAUUAUUAAUAUGGAGGACGAUAACUCAACUAAUUCAUCUGACAUUUUGCUUGGAAGGCCGUUCCUAAGUACCGCAAGCGCAAAAAUUGAUGUUUAG
Molecule: messenger RNA, 597 nt
Organism: Gossypium raimondii (Peruvian cotton)
Lineage: Eukaryota; Viridiplantae; Streptophyta; Magnoliopsida; Malvales; Malvaceae
Exons: 2
Coding region: 1-597 (198 amino acids)
Source: RefSeq, a predicted model, not a curated record